Messenger RNA from Coniophora puteana RWD-64-598 SS2, 664 nucleotides. RefSeq lists its product as uncharacterized. The transcript has 6 exons. NCBI's taxonomy places the organism in Eukaryota, Fungi, Basidiomycota, Agaricomycetes, Boletales, Coniophoraceae. The annotation marks the transcript as partial. The record is from RefSeq and is a predicted model, not a curated record.
AAAAUUAGUACCCGCUUUACUCUUCACAACCAGACGCCCACCACGGUGCCAUCUUUCACAUGAAACUCAAUUUCGACUCUUCGAUUCUCAUGAGGAGCCCAACGACGCAUUGGCUUCGUGCUAAGUGGACGAGUUAACUACCUCCAUCAGGUGUCAGACUGGGGGGUCGCUGUAUGCACCAUGUCGCAGUGCGUUCCGCCGGAUAUCGAUGACAUCCUUGGGCCUUUUGUGAUCGGGUACCAAUUCAACUGGGCGCUUUACGGGGUGUUGGUGACGCAAGCAUACUGGUACUACCUUUCCGACUUCGCCGAUGGGUGGAGAGUGAAGGCCAUUGUGUAUGGCACCUUGUUCAUCGAAACCGUCCAGAUAGCUCUUGCAACUCACGACUCUGUCUUUCAAUUUGCUUUGACAUGGGGCCAAACGUCUCAUCUGGACGAUCUGGGUUUCAUCUGGAUCACAAUGCCGGUAACCAUCGCGCUCGUUAGCAUGAUCACCCAGCUCUUCUACGCUUGGCGUUUACGUAUUCUUGGUGUACGAGGCGGACAUGUAGUUCCCGCUGUAAUUGCCAUUCUUUCCAUCUUUCAAGGGAUUUCGGCGUUGUACACAGCAAUACGCUCGGCGAUCAUUGAUAGUCACAGUCGCUCGAAUCUCGCAUCAAAUCUUC